AUGGCAGUGGCGGACGCCGUUAUCUACUUUGCUGUGGAUAGAAUUGGCGAUGUGAUCAUACAGGAAAUCAAGGAAAGAGAGAGACCACCAAGCUCUUCAGAAAAUAGGUUCCUUAAUCGGCGGACUUAUUCUCACAAGAUUGAACAAAAUGUUGUUGGGUUGGAGGAAGAUACAAAUUUAUUGUUGACACAACUUGUGCGUACUGACUGUCGAGUUGUGGCGAUAUGUGGGAUAGGUGGCUUGGGAAAGACAACUCUGGCCAAGAAGGUUUACCGUCAAUCUUACAGAGUAGACGCGAGCUUGGAAAAGCUAGGGAGGGAAAUGGUAAAACAUUGUAGGGAUCUGCCACUAGCCAUCGUUGUCCUUGGAGAUCUUUUAUCAAGUAAAAGAACGUACGAUGAAUGGGAUACGAUACAUCAAUGUAUCAAGUCAUACUUAAAGAGAGAAGAUUUCGAAAUUUUUCAGCUUCUGGCUUUAAGCUAUGAUGAUUUACCGUAUAAGCUGAAGCCGUAUUUCCUUUAUUUAGCCAUGCUUCCGGAAGAUUUUAAUAUAUCCCGAGAUUGGUUGAUUAAUUUAUGGGUGGCUGAGGGUAUUAUCUUACCGCCAAGAAUAGAGAGAGAAAGUGAGGAAUCAUUGGAGUAUGUUGCAUAUCGCUGCUUGACAGAGUUGACGGAGAGGUACAUGGUUAAUGUGGAAAAAAGAGACCCAUCUGGGAGAAUCAAAAGGUGCCGAAUGCACGAUCUUAUGAGGGAGUUUUGUUUGUCCAAGGCUGAAGAGGAAAAAUUGUUUCAAGUUCUACCAUUCUACGGGGCUAGAGAGAGGAGUUUGAAUAUUUCUUCUUCUUCAGCAGAAGUGAAAGGCAGAGUUCGCCGACUUUCUUUGCAUUUAAAUAAUUUUCCUGGAGACAUUGCCCUGGAAUGCGACGAAUAUCCCGUAUUCAGAUUAGAUCGUUUUGAUUCAGCAUCAACCAUACCGGAUGUUUUAUGGAAGUUGAAAAGAUUGAGGCAUCUAUAUCUUCCUCGCUGGUAUGGAAGAGGCACAAAAAGGUUGCAAUUUGCGGACCUGAGCGACCUAAGGACACUGGUAAAUUUUCCAGCAUCUGAUCCUGACGUAGAAGAUCUGAUCAGACUGACCAAUCUUAGGAAAUUGAAGAUAUUAUUAUCUUCUAAUGAAAUAACACUAAGGAGGUUUAAGGGAAUCUUCGAAUCCCCAACCAUCAUACUCAACUACCUUCGUGAUUUGUCCAUCCUUUCGUCACUUUCAUUGGACGGUCAAGAUGUAGAGAACAUUAAAUCACGUUGUCCUCGUCUUCAGCGGCUGAAACUAAAUGGGACAGUAGUUUACCAGACGCCUGAUGUCUUCGGAAUUAAGGAAGAAGAGGAUGCCACCUGCCUUGAGAGCGGACUUAUCCCACAAUAUUAA
Molecule: messenger RNA, 1422 nt
Organism: Durio zibethinus
Lineage: Eukaryota; Viridiplantae; Streptophyta; Magnoliopsida; Malvales; Malvaceae
Source: RefSeq, a predicted model, not a curated record